UGCUUGAUUAAUCCUUGCGUGCGUUGCUUUGCGGCAUCUCGUCUUUUCCGCGAUGGCGGAAGGGGAGGAGCUGAGCUAUUCCAAAUGGCUGAACGAGUCCGAGAGAAGAUUGCACGUGGCGAAAGCCAUGACCCGGGACCUGCUCGCCAGCUUGCGCGAGAACAAGCUCCAGGAGGCCCUGAACCCCGAUGCAGGCCUUGACCAGGUCGUUCGAGAGCAGAAGCAGAAGAAGGAGAGGGUCUACACUCAGUGCAGGCAGCACCAGAAUGUCAUCGACGCGUCCUACUCCUGCAUUCAGGACCUGAAGCGCGCGGCCAAGCGCACGGUGGACUCCAUCACCCAGCUCACCCACGAGAAGUACAAGGGCACCGCCAACUUCCAGGUCUGCGAGCUGCGCCAAGAGCUCCGCGCCAAGCGGCCGCCCUCCGAGCUCUUCAAGGACAUCUUGGAUGAGGCGCUGGAACAGGAGCGACAACUGCUGCUGAGUCAAAGGGAUUCACUCCUGGCGUUGGAGGCCGAGGGAAAGGCCAUCAUCGAUGAAAUCGAGGAGAAGCAAAUCCUGCUUACCCGAAAUUCGGGGGAGCGGCGGGUGAACAUGCAUCACGACAUCAGCUCCUUGAACCAGAAGGUGUCCAUGCAAAUCAAGCAGCCGGAGGAGGCGGCAACGCCCAAGUCCAAGCUGAGAGAGGAGUCCAAGCAGACGCUGGAGGACACCUACAAGCUGCUGGCGAGGUACAACGAGCAUCGUAGGAAGACCCAGGAGUCCGUAGAGGAGUUUCGCGCUCGCAGAGAGAAUGCGAAGGCCAGAACGGAGGCGAACUUGACCAAGCGCGUGCAGCAGCUUUCCGAAAGGAAGCUCGAGCUCGACACGCAGCUCCGGGAUCUGAUCACCUCCAUCACCAAGGCGGAGCGGGAGUUGGAAAGUUCCUUCCGGAAGCUGUCGCCCAACGACGCGGCCAAGAAGGAGAAGUUGGAGUCGGACAAGGAUCUCUUGGAGCGGCUGCGGCGCCUGAAAGACCAGGUGGCAGAGGACACUCGGCACAAAUCGGCUGCAUUGGAGAUUGACAACACCUGCAAGCGUGUGAAUGCCGCGAAGGCUGGAGAGGCGAAGCUGAAGAAGGAGAUGCCACCGGUGCGGUCGCGGAGCUGCGUGAAUUUCAGGAGCAACGGCGACAAGGACCGGCCUGGGAGCUCCCCAGCGUCGCCGGGCGCAUGCUCCCCGGGGGGGUCCAGGUCUCUGAAAGCGGGCGCCGCAGUGGCUUUUCAAUAGUUCCGUGCGCACGCGGCGGCUGCGGAAGCCGCGGCUCGCUUCCGGAAGCCAUUGCGGGGAUUUUGUGUUCAUGUGGCUUCCUUUUUGGGCCAUUCUCGUGCGAAACAUGUUUCGUUCCGGGUACGGCAAAUCCGGCAUUCCUCUUUUUGGACUUGAGGCGAGAUUUUGGCGAGCUUUUCGCUUGCUUUCCUAGGACACCAGCUGCUGAAAUUUCUCGAC
This is a messenger RNA of Effrenium voratum, 1489 nucleotides long. The record is from the annotation of a GenBank genome assembly. NCBI's taxonomy places the organism in Eukaryota, Dinophyceae, Suessiales, Symbiodiniaceae.